Molecule: messenger RNA, 672 nt
Organism: Trichoplax adhaerens
Lineage: Eukaryota; Metazoa; Placozoa; Uniplacotomia; Trichoplacea; Trichoplacidae
Exons: 5
Coding region: 1-672 (223 amino acids)
Biological process (GO): endoplasmic reticulum to Golgi vesicle-mediated transport
Cellular component (GO): TRAPP complex
Source: RefSeq, a predicted model, not a curated record
AUGGUCCUGUAUAGCGUGUAUAUUAUCAAUAAAGCUGGUAGUUUAAUUUAUAAUUAUGAUCAUGUCACACCACGAACCGAGGUCGAAAAAACAUUUAGUUACCCAUUAGAGAUGGUUUUACGCGAAGAUGAAAGAUUAACUGUGGCUUAUGGAGAGAGAGAUGGUAUCAAGAUUGGCUAUUCUGUAAUUGCUGUCAAUGGUGAAAAUGUAAGCGGUCGAAAGAUGCUAGAUGGUACUCCUAUUAUAGCUUACUUGCAAAAUGCCGACAAUUUUCCAUUAAAUAUUCGCUUCGGUAAACCUAAGCUAUCCGUCAAUGAGAAAAUUACCUUGGCUAGUACCUUUCAUUCAAUGUAUGCUAUCGCCUGCAAAUUAUCCCCUGUCUCAAAUUCUUCCGGUAUUGAAGUAUUGGAGACUGGAACAUUUCGAUUGUGGUGCUAUCAAACAUUAACAGGAAUUAAAUUUGUCGUUAUAACUGAUCAACACCAAUCAAGUGUUCAACCGUUGCUGCGAAAAAUUUAUGAAAUCUACACUGACUACGCACUCAAGAAUCCCUUUUAUUCCUUAGACAUGCCUAUUAGGUUAGAAUUAUUUGAUCUCAAUUUACAACGUACCUUGGAAGCAGCGGAAAAGAAUCAACAAUAUAAUGCUAAUAUACCAACUAAUACUAUAUAA